Messenger RNA from Acanthopagrus latus (yellowfin seabream), 8410 nucleotides. Its product is annotated as synaptic vesicle glycoprotein 2A-like. The record is from RefSeq and is a predicted model, not a curated record. The transcript has 13 exons. Gene Ontology annotation, biological process: chemical synaptic transmission; transmembrane transport. Gene Ontology annotation, molecular function: transmembrane transporter activity. Bases 451 to 2661 code for a protein of 736 amino acids. Lineage: Eukaryota; Metazoa; Chordata; Actinopteri; Spariformes; Sparidae. Gene Ontology annotation, cellular component: membrane.
CCAAACCCCUCUAGAUAUGAAGGCGUAAAUGUGCUCGUGCUCUCGUGAGGGUUCUCGCGUGGGGGAGGGGACCCCUGCACAUCACUGCUGCUGCUACUGCUGCUGCUGCUCAGUGUGUGUGGAUGGCGUGGGCUUCUCUCCUCCAAACCGCACAGCAUCAUCAUCAUCAUCACCGCCACCACCACCACCACCUCCACCACCGCCACUCAGUUCACAGCAACAGCCGCGUACGCACCACCAUCCUCAUCCUCCUUCCCAUCCUCCUCAUCACCAUCUCCAGGCUGAGCAGGGAGCGCGUCGGAGGGGAAUAAAGACAUACGAGGAGUCUCUUGUUGGUCAAGUGAACCGGGAGUCAACUCUUGUAUCCUGAACAAAGUGAAGCCCCGGCACGUUCAGGUGGCCUCUCCGGUAAACCUUUGACCACUUUAGCGUCUCCUGAACCUCUGUGAAAUGGAGGACGGUUACCAAAACCGGACUGCAUUCAUAAAAGGUGCCAAAGACAUUGCCAAAGAAGUCAAACGGCAAGCAUCUAAGAAGGUUGGCCGUUCAGUGGAUCGUGUGACCGAUGAGUACAGCAAGCGCUCCUACAGCCGCUUUGAAGAGGAUGAUGAUGAUGACUACCCCGUACAGGGAAGCCAGGAUGGCUACUACCGCGGAGACAGCCAGGCAGCUAAUGAUGACGAGGGCGGCCACAGUGACUCAACAGAGGGUCACGAUGAGGAUGAUGAGAUCUACGAAGGCGAGUAUCAGGGGAUACCCAGGGCUGAUUCGGGCAAAGGCAGCCUGGCUGGAGGCCCGGGCUCGGUGAGGGCCGGCGCUCAGCAGUUCAGAGAUGUCGGAGUGUCCGAGGCCGAGAGGAGGAAGGACCAGGAAGAGCUGGCUCAACAGUACGAGACCAUUUUACAAGAAUGUGGUCACGGGAAAUUCCAGUGGACCUUGUACUUUGUACUGGGCCUGGCUCUCAUGGCGGAUGGGGUGGAGAUCUUCGUGGUUGGGUUCGUCCUGCCCAGCGCUGAGAAAGACAUGUGCCUGUCUGAACCUAACAAGAGCAUGCUAGGUCUGAUUGUAUAUUUUGGGAUGAUGGUCGGGGCUUUCCUCUGGGGGGCUCUGGCUGACCGGAUAGGCCGUCGGCAGUCUCUUCUCAUCUCUCUCUCCAUCAAUAGUGUCUUCUCCUUCUUCUCCUCCUUCGUCCAGGGAUACAGCACCUUUCUGUUUUGCCGGCUCCUCUCCGGCGUCGGGAUUGGUGGCUCAAUUCCCAUCGUGUUUUCCUACUAUUCUGAAUUUCUGGCCCAAGAGAAGCGUGGUGAGCACCUCAGCUGGCUCUGCAUGUUCUGGAUGAUUGGGGGCAUAUACGCAUCUGCCAUGGCCUGGGCUAUUAUCCCACAUUAUGGAUGGAGUUUCCAGAUGGGCUCAGCGUAUCAGUUCCACAGCUGGCGUGUGUUUGUGUUGGUGUGUGCGUUUCCUUGUGUCGCAGCCAUCUCUGCCCUCAGCGCCAUGCCGGAGAGCCCCCGCUUCUACUUAGAGAAUGGCAAACACGAUGAAGGCUGGAUGAUUCUGAAGCAAGUCCACGACACUAACAUGCGAGCGAAGGGACACCCGGAGAAGGUGUUUUCUGUCACCACAAUUAAGACGGUGAAACAGAUGGAUGAGUUGGUGGACACCGGCACCGACACUCCAGUCUGGCAGCGCUACAGGCUGAAGAUCACGAGCCUCUCCCAACAGAUAAAGAACAACAUCCUCGCCACCUUCAACCCAGAAUAUAAACGGACGACCUUCAUGCUCAUGGCCGUUUGGUUCACCAUGUCUUUCAGCUACUAUGGUCUGACAGUGUGGUUCCCAGACAUGAUCAAGUACAUCCAGAAGCAGGAGUACGAGUCGCGCACAAAGACCUUCACCAAGGAGCGAGUGGAGCAUGUCACUUUUAACUUCACCCUGGAAAACCAAGUGCAUCGCCAGGGACACUACUUCAAUGACAAGUUCCUCAACCUGAAGAUGAAGUCGAUGGUGUUUGAAGACUCUGUGUUUGAGGAGUGCUACUUUGAGGACAUCACCUCCACACACACCUUGUUCAGGAACUGCACCUUCAUUGCAAGUCUGUUCUAUAACACAGAUCUGUUCAAAUACAGGUUUGUCGACUGCAAACUGGUCAACAGCACGUUCCUCCACAACAAGGAGGGCUGCAUGCUCGACUUCAGCGACGACUUCAACAAUGCCUACAUGAUAUACUUCGUCAACUUCCUCGGCACGUUGGCAGUGUUGCCUGGCAAUAUCGUGUCGGCUCUGUUAAUGGACAAAAUUGGGCGCUUAAGAAUGCUGGCGGGAUCCAGCGUCAUAUCUUGUGUCAGCUGUUUCUUCCUGAUGUUCGGCAACAGCGAGUCAGGGAUGAUCGCCCUCCUGUGCCUGUUCGGCGGCAUCAGCAUCGCCUCGUGGAAUGCCCUGGAUGUGAUAACAGUGGAGCUCUACCCCUCAGAUAAAAGGUGCACAGCGUUUGGUUUCCUGAAUGCCCUCUGCAAGCUUGCGGCCGUCCUGGGCAUCAGCAUCUUCCAGUCAUUCGUCGGCAUCACCAAAGCCGUGCCCAUCAUAUUCGCUGCUGGCGCCCUCGCCGCAGGUAGUUUCCUCGCGACAAAGUUGCCUGAGACACGAGGCCAAGUGUUGCAGUAAAACAAACGACCAGUAGUGGGCAGCAGAGCACAGCCGGAGUGUGUGUGUGUGUGUGUGUGUUUGACAACUAGAGCCCGAACAUCCCCGAGAGCUACAACGCUGCCCGUCACACACCAACAGAACAGACUGCCAUCCCCAUUGUAAGCCCAGAAUCCUUUGAAAUACGGAUUGCAUCAUUCAAAGUCUUUACGAGAAGAGCGUCAUGAUAACUGCAUCUGAAUGGUAACAGCUGCACAGUCAGGUACUAAAAACAUCAGAUCCUACUAGACGUGGGUGACGCAGAACAAAUUGAGUUCUGCAGUGAGGAUAAAAAAGUUAAAUAUUUUUUUUUUUGGCCCACAGAUCAACAAUAUCAAUUGAGAUGAAAAAGAUGUCGAAUGAAGCGAUGAGACGGAUUAAAAAAAAAAGCCAUUUAUGGGGGGUGCGAAAUGAUUUAGUCUAUGCAUGUGGUCGAUUUUUUUCACAUAUAAUUGCAGUGUUCUUCUCCCUCGUCUGUCCUCGACCUCGGUGGCUGGCUUUCAGUGCUGCUUUUUGAUUUGCUGUGAUGUUCCCGGUACAUUCCCUUCCGUCCUGAUUCAGACUGAUGCUUGAUGAAAGGUUUUUCUUUGAAAAGUAUCCCGCAAAGAAUUUCCGGGUGAAUAUAUUUUCCUCCAAGAAAAACGGCCAUGACCCUUGAUCACUGCCUGAAAACUGAAGCCACAUCUGCUGAGAGCUCACACUUGCUACCAAACGACACCAAAACAUUCCAGUGAGGCUUCGAUUUACUCAGAGGCCGAGAAUCUAAUGUUUCCCUGUCGCUGCGUAAAACCGGUCCUCUCCUCUACGCACAGCCUCAAAUCACAGACGGGUGACGAUGCAUUUCACAGGAUUCUCUGUCGUAAAUGGGAAUAGUUUGAUCCAGCUCCUCAGUGUUCAGUGUUAAACCAAUGUUUCUCCCUCCCAGUCGUCGCACCGCGCAGCUGUGGUGGUGCAACGGUGCUCACGCCUGCAACACAGGAACGUCUGUGGGACGGAUUUUGGUCAAGUGCUAGAUGUGAGAGCAGAUACUGUAGUGUGAUAUUUGCUUGAAUUAGUGAUGUGAGUGAUUGUUGCGUGUUUGUCAGGCAAGAGAGAGAGUGAGAGAGAGUGAUUGAUUGAUUCAUCCAAACAAAUCAGCGCAGCCACGUCGACCAUGUUUUACUGAUCCAGCAGCAGAGUGUUUGAGGCUAAUUUAGAAAUAAAGAUAUCAGCGUUCAAACUCACGCAGUAGCUCAGGUGUGGUGAAAUGUUUUCGACCACGUUUACAGCUGGUCUCUUGUUUUUUGCCCCACUAAACACCAAAUUGUUGUACACGCAGGGUGAUUUUAGCUCGGUACCAUUCGCAUAUAGCUGCAUUAAUUAGCCUUAAUAUGAAAACAGUCAUCAGAUUGAGUGUGUUAAGUUAAUUCUCGACCUCGGAAAACUAAAGUUUGGCAAGUUUGACCACAUCGCCCUGAAGACGACAACAACAACAACAACAACAACAACAACAACAACAAUAACAACAACAAAACUUGACUUAACAUUUUUUCGUCAAAGUAAGUUGUUGUUUUCUUCGUCUUAAAAUUGUGUUGACGCCUCUUAAAAGUCACAGUAUGACUUCAUUGUACUCACAAGCACAAAGUGAACAGGGAAAGCAAGAAAAAUCAGCACAAAACAAGACGACUGAUCAGACACGGCAGCACAGAGUGAGUCGUUUUUCAUUUUAAGGGCUCCCGUUCCUGUCAAUCCUCCACGAGCACACGGAAAAAAAUUUUUUGCCGGUCGUGACUUCGAUCUGAAUUGGAAGCAGUCGCUCUGAUUUAAAGCUAAUUGAGUACCACUUUGUUAUACAUAUCACUACUUCGGUAUAAUUUCUCCAAAGGUGUACAUCAAUAUGUGUGCUGACAAUCAGUGAGUGAGUGCAUGGGUGUCGCUGCUGCUGUGGAGUGUGUUAUUUUGAUCUAAAGACGUCCUCUGGUUUGUGUGUCGGUGUGUGUGUGUGUGUGUGUGUGUGUGUGUGCGUGUGUGUGUGUUCAGGAUGUUAGAGGCUUUGGAGCUUGCAGUGGUCUGAUAAUGUAACUCAAGGACACACUUAGCUGUGGGAGUUUGUCUGACCUCUUGAAUUGUGUGUUUGUGUGCACGUGAGAUAGAGACUUUUUUUAAUAGUUGGACUUUUUGAUAAUUACGCUUAUUCACUUUGUUGCCCUGAGUUGGACUAGAGGAUCGAUACAUCUCUGAAGCUGAAGCCCGGGGGCGUGAUUAGCUUAGCUUAGCAUGAAGACUGGAAACAGGUGCAAACAGCCUUUUCAGCUUUGUGUUAACCAAAUCUGAAGAAACAGUCAAGCAAAUUACAUGUAAAGUGGAUGCAGAUAUUGUCAGGCUAGCUUUCCCCCUGUUUCCAGUCUUUAUGCUAAGCUAAGCUAACCGCCUGCUACUUUAGCGCCCAGGAAUGAGAGCGGUAUCCAUCUCUCAGCCUGCCCUCAUCGGAAAAAAACAUAGAAUUCUACUGCUAAAGCAGCACGUUACGACCCAACUUAACAGUUAUUGUGACCCAGCGGUGACUCCUAGUGGCCGUAGCAGUUAGUGCAACAACAAAGACGGAAGUCCACGCAAGGAAUGGGUCAAAUAAACACAGGAGAGCACUGUUUGUGUCCAGCGUGGAACCAAAAGUCUACGUUGAGUUAUUUUAACUUGCAUGACGAAUGUUUUUUAACCAAAACCACAGUCAACAAACAACAUGUUGCUUUAGGAACAGCGAUACAUGUCAUUUUGGGAGUCACUGGCAAUCAAUUUAUCACUCAUUUGGGUAUGAGGAUGUUUUCCAAUCUUUUAGUGAAACUCAUAACAAGAGUAAGAGCAUUUCUCAAAAUGUUGAACUAUCUCUGUUGAAUCUAGAUUAUAUUCAGAGGAUGUGCUGUUUGUCUCAAAGUGUUUUGUGUACGUAAUGAACAAAUGUGUCCUGUCUCGUUCACGUCGGAGUGACUGUUUGGACGUGUUGUUAACGUGUGGAUGUGUGUGUGUGUGUGUGUGUGUGCUGACUCUAAAUCGUCUCUCACAUAUUUUUCUACUUUUUUCUGUUGUUUCAUCCCUGUGAUGAAUCACAGCUCAGUCGGGGACCACAGAAAUAUAUUUACACUACGAGAGGAAUCUAAAAAAAAAAGCAGCCUAGUGCGAUAUAUGCAGUAUAGAAUUUAAUGUUUUGUUCUUCAUGAUAGACUCGGGUGCUCUUUUGCUGAUACAGUUCAGUCUUUAAAAAAAACAAACCCUCGAAGAUAGCCAGCCCUCGGAGAUAACGGCCUGUUCUCUGCUAGGAAACACAGAAAAGGAUCUUGUCAAAUUCACUCAAACGACUUCACCCCGCGAUUCCUUCUGUAUUCAACCGAUUGUGACGCAUGUUUGUAUCGUAUUGUCUGACUUCUUGGACGUCCUGUAUGCCAGCUGUUUUUGUCUAAAGCAAGAACUAGUGUUUUCAUUGUUGUAUGAUGACAUAGAUUUGUUGCUUGCAGUGAUUGUUCUUAAUCAAAGUGGGGUUAAAAAUUGGUGAAACUUGAGUACGUGUUCUGAAAGUAAGUUAGUGGUGACUGUGCUCCUUGUUUACCUUGGACCCAGGUAACUCUUUUUUUAAAAAAUAUAUAUAUAUGCCUGAAUUUCUGAGGUGGAAGCUUGCAAUCAUGCAAUUGAUCUUGUCGCAGAGGUGCAAGACGCGGCUGGACGAGGGCAAUGCGCUUAGGCAAAUGGAGUGGAAAAUCUGUUUGAAUUUGAUCAAAUUUGACAAAAAUCUUGUUUGUCCACGUGAGUCUGUUUUAAAAUGGGGGUGGGGGGUGUAAGCAAUAAAGUGGAGGCUUUCCCCGAUUCUGAGGAAACAGAAAGUCAUAAAUCCAAAAGGACCACGGUUUAUCUACUCAUCAAAAGAGCCCCCUCUGUCAAAUUGAAGCUCCUGUCCAAAAUGUAAAAGUUUACUAUUUAAUGUUCCUAUGUGUAGAAUAUUCAUUCUAUAUAUAUAUAUAUAUAUAUAUGUAUAAACUAUCGGAAGGGUCACUGGUUUGAGUUUUAUCUAUGGUGACGGCAGUGAUAUGGGAUGUCGUCGAAAUAAAGCGGACACCAGUCUGAAGACUUCCCCUGUUAAAGGGAUGGAGGACUUUUCGCGGCAUGCUUUCCCGUCCUCUCAACGCUCGAAAGCACCCGGAUCUGUCUCGAACGGAUCCUGAACAGAGGGAGCGGCCCCCUGCCAGAAAACAACUCCUUCGUCUGCACAGAACUGCAAGAAUCCUUCGCUGUAGUUUGGGCCGAAGGACUUUAUGUUUGCCUUUUUUUUCUCUUUAGUUUGACUCUGACCUGUUUAUUAAAACGAUACUCUAUAUGUGAGUUCAAUUCAAAAUUCAAUGUACUGUGUGUAGAAACUGUAGAUGUUUGUAUGUGCAAGUUUUGGAAUUUGUGCAACAAAAAGAUCAAGGAAAACAGUUCCAAAAAAAGUUCAAUAUGACACAAAAAUCUAUUGUGUGUUGUCUUUGUGUUUUGUAAAUGAAGACUGAAACAUCUUGGUAAAUUCAGUAUUUAUUACUUCUGGAUAUUGAGAAUAUUUUAGUGAUGCUGAAAAGGUGCUGUAUUUAUUUUAUGUGAGAGUUGUUCAUCAUGCUGGGAUUUGCACUUGUGUGCCACUUAUCCAGUUCUAUCAAGAAAAUGAUAAAUCAUAAUGGAAAAAAAUAAAAUUUAAAGAAAAAAAAAAAACAAUGUCAUGGUUUGCAUUAUACAGUGUGAAGUCACUUGUGUUUGAUUCACAGAUUGUCUUCCAACUUGAGGUUGUGCUUCAUGGAAGGUAACAGAUCAAAUUAUUUUCUAAGUUUUCCUGUGAUAAGAUAAAUGUUUGUUUUCUUAAGAUGAGUUACAUCACUGAAUAACAAAGGUUUUUAGUUCCCUAGCAACCUUGAGAGAACAAUCUUUGUUACCUUGAAAUAAUCAAAAAAACAAAACAAAAAACAAGCAGGAUUUAGUUCCCUCAGAGCGAGUGGGUCUGAAGGCUACCAUCUGAAACCAGCUUGUAUAGCUUCAUUUUGACUAAAAAUGAAUAAAAAAUGGCUCCAAACCUGUCAUAAGUAAGAAGAACCCUCUUAAAAUAUCAAGAAUUACUAGUGAAGCAAGUCAGCAGAGGUGAUGUGCCCUUUCCUUCGAGCAGAUCUGAAUUCUUGCAGAAAAUAAACCGACGGCCCUGCUUAAUUUAUUAUCCAGAUAUGUAGCCACAGGCUGAAUGAGCUGACUAUUUGGCUUUUUACUUGUACAAAGUGAAGUCACAAGUUGCCCAUCACAGGGUUCCCGAUUAUUCUUGAUUUACCAGCUGAAGUCAUCCGUUUGGCAGGAAGGCUUUUGUGCAUCAUUUCCCCCCCCCCCCCAUUUUGUUAAUUACAUUUUCUUCUUUCCACAAGAUCAUAGGCAAUGGUAGCAAAAAACACACAAGGAUGAAUGACUUUAUAUAUGAGCUACAGUCCAAGUCCUCUGAGGACAACACUGUAAACAUCUUGGCCAGAGAAGACAGCUGUUAUGAAGAGUAAGAAUCCAUCCAUGUCAAACUAACGGCUGUGUUUGAACAACAGAGGUGGCAUGAUAUUGCCGAGUACCCACCUACGAUACCGAGUUCCCUCCUCAGACAAGCAUAACCACUCACACCAGGGCUCACCUAGCAACUCGAAUGAAGCCCGGUGUGGUCAACAACCCACAAGUGGCUCCAACUACUCUAUAAGAAAAAAAAAAAAAA